AUGCCGGAUAUUAUGCAUGCAGGAACCAUUGAAUAUGGAUUGUUCUACAAGAAUGAUGAAAAAUCAAAUUUAUUUGGUUUUAUUGAUAAUGACUAUGCAGACAAUCUUGAUGAUAGAAAAAGGCUGGCGAACCAAUUGUCUUCACCAAUGCCAAGGCUGUUGGUUCCAUGCAAGGGAACUACAAGGCAUACUCGCAUCUCGAAAACACCAGGGAACUACAAGGCAUACUCGCAUCUCGAAAACACCCACAAAGCACAAGACAGCGGUACCAUUGUCACCUCUUUACCAAGAACAGGCACAAUUUGGCUGAAACCAUCAGCAUAUGCAAUCGUAAACCAUAAAAAUCUCGUGGGCAUCGAUUGCCAGAAUCUCAUCUCAUCAGAUCCUCAUGCACUUGUACCUAUCUUUGAGUACAAGGUAAACGGAACCAGCCAGCUUCCUGACUUCUCUGGUCUUCCAUCUCCUCGACCUUUUACCACUCAUGUUCCAUAUUCACUGUUGCCAGAAUCCAUCAAGAGCAGCAAGUGUCGAGUUCUCUAUAUUUGCCAUAACCCAGGAGUUAAUUUUGUCUCCUUGUGGCGAAUGCAAGUAAAACUAGGCCUAAAUUGCUUGAAGACGCAUUUGACAUGUAUUGCAAAGGAGUCAGGGCAUGUGCCGGGUCCAUACUGGAAGCAUGUGUUGGGAUACCGGAAACAAAGCUUAGAGAAUCCAGAAAAGGUAAUGUUUAUGAAGACAUGA
Coffea arabica (coffee) is the source of this 738-nucleotide messenger RNA. NCBI's taxonomy places the organism in Eukaryota, Viridiplantae, Streptophyta, Magnoliopsida, Gentianales, Rubiaceae. The record is from RefSeq and is a predicted model, not a curated record.